AUGGUGGAGGCCGGCGGCAUUGAGGUGGAGCAGGCCGACGGUGACGCGGACUGGAGCAGAGCAGUCGAGGCGGAUCGACCAGCGCGGAGGUGGAGCAGCCCGACGUCAAGGCCAAUCCGACGGCACGUCACGAGCAGGCCCCGUCCCUUCCCUUUUUCCCCAUCCCCAUCAAGAUCCAUCACCGCCGCUCGCGGGCACCUCCGGUCGAGGAGGAGGCAUAAGCGCGGGUCGUCCGGUCGCAGCCGCGUCACAGAGGUCCGCCAUCAUCGGUGCUGGGAAAGGCCUCCGGCGAGGACGGGGAUGGUCACGGGCUCCACGCUAGCUGCCAGGCAUCUCCUUUCUCUCCAUCGCCGGCGAGCCAUGCAGCUCCCAGUGCCCAUUUGGCGAGGCGCGGGCGGCGUGGGGGAGCUCCGCCCGGGGCCGACGAGUCGUGGGUGGCGCAAGAAGGCGCCGCCGCCAGCAUGGUCCGGUGUGGAGAGGAGGAGAAGAUGGUCGAUUCUCAAAUGCCAUGGGCACGAGAUCCUCCAGAGGUUUGUGCUGUUUGGCGUGAAAUUUUUGGGUGCGAUUUGCUUUGCUCACAUGGGGGAUCAUGUCGCGGUGGAUGUUGGGGAGCUCGUAGCGUCCCGAGUCGGUGAGGCAGCGGGGUUGGUGUCCGGCGGCAAGGAGGAAACGGAGGCGCUGAUUGGGAUGGUGGAGUGCCGCAUUUGCCAGGAGGAGGACCUCGCAAAGAACCUCGAGAGCCCCUGCGCUUGCAGCGGCAGCCUCAAGUAUGCUCACAGGGAAUGUGUGCAGCGUUGGUGCAAUGAGAAAGGAGAUAUAACCUGUGAAAUCUGCCAUGAGUCGUACAAGCCUGGUUACACUGCCCCAACCCAGGUGCAUCAUGAUGAAACUACCAUAGAGAUAAGUGGUGGAGAUUGGACCAUAUCUGGCAACCGUUUGGAUUUACAUGAUCCUAGAAUAUUGGCAAUGGCUGCUGCUCAAGACCGUUUACUUGAAGAUGAGUAUGAUGAAUAUACUGCAACAAACAACAAUGCUGCUGCGUUUUGCCGCUCUAUAUUUCUGAUUUUGAUGGCCCUUCUGCUCCUGAGGCAUACACUGACCAUUACUAACAGUGAUGAUGAAGAUGAUGCAUCUGCUAUUUUCUCGGUUAGUGAUUAA
Molecule: messenger RNA, 1158 nt
Organism: Miscanthus lutarioriparius
Lineage: Eukaryota; Viridiplantae; Streptophyta; Magnoliopsida; Poales; Poaceae
Source: the annotation of a GenBank genome assembly